UCAGAGACUAACAGCAGCAGCAGCAACAUGAGCGGACGAGUCGGAGACUUGAGUCCCAAACAGGCUGAAAUAUUAACUGAGUUUCGGGGGCGGAUCCAGGACGUCCUCCCCGACCUGCCGGCUCAGCACGACCACUACCUCCUCCGCUGGCUCCGAGCUCGUAGCUUCAAUGUGCAGAAAGCUGAAGCCAUGAUCAGAAAGCAUGUGGAGUUCAGGAGGAAGAUGAAGGUAGACUCCAUCAUCUCUGACUGGAAACCUCCAGAGGUGAUAGAGAAGUUUGUGUCUGGAGGGAUGUGCGGCUACGAUAAGGAGGGGAGUCCCAUCUGGUACGAUGUGAUCGGCCCUCUGGACCCUAAAGGUCUGCUGCUGUCAGCCACCAAACAGGACUUCAUGAAGACCAAGAUCAGACACACGGAGCUGCUGCAGAGGGAGUGUAGGAGGCAGGCGGAGAAGUUGGGGCAGAACAUUGAAUCGAUCUCUCUGAUCUACGACUGUGAAGGACUCGGACUCAAACACAUCUGGAAACCUGCGAUAGAAGCUUACGGAGAGAUCCUCACCAUGUUUGAAGAGAACUAUCCAGAGGGCAUGAAGAGAGUUUUUCUUAUUAAAGCUCCCAAAAUGUUCCCAAUGGCCUACAACCUCAUCAAACACUUCCUGUGUGAGGAGACACGACGUAAGAUCAUCGUUUUAGGAAGUAACUGGCAGGAAGUGUUGCUGCAGCACAUCGACUCGGAGCAGCUUCCUGUGGUGUACGGAGGAACUCUGAGGGAUCCUGAUGGAGACCCUCGCUGCAGGACCAUGAUAAAGUACGGUGGGACGGUGCCCAGGUCGUACUACAUUCAGAACUCUGUGAAGGUUGAGUACGACGGCAGCGUGACCAUCAGCCGCGGCUCCGUCUACCAGCUGGAGUACGAGGUGAAAGCAGCUAGCAGCCUGCUGAGGUGGCAGUUUGCGAGUGACGGAGCAGAUAUCGGGUUCGGAGUGUACAGACGGAUCAAAGAGGGCAGCGGUCAGAAAGUAGCCGACAUGCUGCAGGUUCUGGCCUCCGAACGCUACAACGCUCACCUGGUGCCUGAAGACAGCGGCCUCACCUGCCCCGAGCCCGGAGUCUACGUGCUGUGUUUUGAUAACAGCUACAGCAUCCUGCAGUCCAAGAGGGUGAGCUACAAGGUGGAGGUUCUUCCUCCUCCGGACGGACAGAUGCAGAGUCCACGCAGCCGAGGAGACUGAUGGAGACGCUGACAGCAGAAUCAGCAGCAUUAUUAUAUAUAUAUAUAUAUUAUAUAUAUAUCAUUACUCUCAUUCAUCUGCUGCUGUUUGAAUCUGACUGAAAGACUGAAAAGUGAAGUUAGUUUUAAGAAACUAAUAAUAAAGACAAGGUUAUCUUCUGGGUUUUUGAUAUUUCAGAAUCACAAUGAAGAUCAUAAAUGUUUUUUAGAAGAACUUCUUUCACCAUCAUUUCAAACCAGAAUCU
Molecule: messenger RNA, 1474 nt
Organism: Centropristis striata (black sea bass)
Lineage: Eukaryota; Metazoa; Chordata; Actinopteri; Perciformes; Serranidae
Gene: sec14l7
Product: SEC14-like lipid binding 7
Exons: 12
Coding region: 28-1230 (400 amino acids)
Cellular component (GO): cytoplasm
Source: RefSeq, a predicted model, not a curated record